Sebastes umbrosus (honeycomb rockfish) is the source of this 4626-nucleotide messenger RNA. It is a transcript of the gene col28a1a, whose product is annotated as collagen, type XXVIII, alpha 1a. Lineage: Eukaryota; Metazoa; Chordata; Actinopteri; Perciformes; Sebastidae. The record is from RefSeq and is a predicted model, not a curated record. Bases 1 to 3528 code for a protein of 1175 amino acids. Gene Ontology annotation, molecular function: serine-type endopeptidase inhibitor activity. The transcript has 34 exons.
AUGCGGUGGCUCCUAAAGGUUUGCAUCCUCACUUUGGCCCUGUUGAGCCCAACCACAUGCCAGAACAGGAGGAGGAAAGGACAGAGAGAUGAUAACCAGGUCAUCGUUAAUGAGGCCAAAACCCUGAUCUGCCCGGUGGAGAUCAUGUUCAUCGUGGACAGCUCAGAGAGAGCCAGAUCUCUGCUGUUUGAGCAACAGAGGGCCUUCAUCCUGCGCUUCAGCACCAAGCUCAUGCAGCUCCAGUCGUCCGGCUGGCGUCUGCGUCUGCGCCUGGCCGCUCUGCAGUACAGCAGCACCGUGUCGGUGGAGCACAACUUCAGAGACUGGCAGGACCUGGACGUCUUCCAGAGCCGGGUGGCCUCCAUGACCUUCAUCGGCCACGGCACCUACUCCGCCUACGCCGUCGGCAACGCCACCCGGGUGUUCAGCCGCGAGACGUCCCCCAGCAGCCUGAGGGUGGCGCUGCUGAUGACGGACGGAGCCGACCACCCACGCAGCCCCAGCGUUGUGACAGCCGCCGCUGAGGCCAAACAGCACAACAUCAGGGUGUUCGCCAUCAGGCUGUCCGGCCUGCCGAGGGACGGUCCUUUGGGUGCAAGACUAAGAUCCAUCGCCAGCGCCCCCCCGCAGCAGCACGUCCUCAGCCUCACCGACAGCCAGCUGGAUGACAGACUCUUCAAUGAACUGAACACAGUUGUCAAAGCUGGGUGCCCACAGCCGAAGAGCUGUCUGUGUGAGCGGGGGGAGAGGGGUCACCAUGGAAGUCCGGGGAAACCGGGCGAGCCGGGGUCUGACGGAGCUCCAGGUCUAAAGGGAUCUCGUGGGGAACCUGGCAUUAACGGACGUCCAGGAAUGGAGGGCCUUGAGGGUCCACAUGGGAGCAAAGGGGAAAAGGGCGAACAGGGUGAAUGUGGUGUCCCCGGUAAAAAGGGAGAACAAGCUGACGCUGGACCUCCUGGCCCCAGAGGUCCUAGAGGAGAGCAGGGAGCCAGGGGAGGACCUGGAGACCAGGGUCCAGAGGGGAGAGCUGGAUCUAAAGGUGACCGAGGACUGAGGGGUGCACCUGGACCUCCAGGAGAUAACGGCAUUGGGUUCCCUGGUCCCAAGGGUGACAAGGGGAACCUAGGAAGACCAGGUCCUCCUGGACCGAUGGGUGUGGGUGAACCAGGGACACUGGGUCCAGCAGGGCCGCCGGGGAUGCAAGGAUCGCCAGGGUUUCCGGGUGAGGGUCUUCCAGGGUUCAAGGGUGACCGGGGGUACGAGGGUCCCAAGGGCAGCCGUGGACCUCCAGGACUUGGGUACAAAGGUGAUAAGGGGAACACAGGAGCCCCCGGGCUGCCGGGCCUGGUGGGGUUUCCGGGGACCGGCAUGCAAGGAGAAAAGGGGGACCAUGGGCCAGCUGGGCCUUCUGGACCCAGAGGACCUCCUGGACUGGGUAUAGUCGGACCAAAGGGUGACCAGGGUUUCCCCGGAGAGCCUGGACCUCAGGGAGAGAGGGGUGUUGGUGAACCAGGACCGAAGGGGGAUCUGGGGCCUGACGGGGCUGCUGGGAUACCUGGGAUUCCUGGUGAGGAUGGAGCUGCUGGGCCGAAGGGGGAGACGGGGUUGCCAGGUCUACGAGGCCUAGAGGGAGCACCGGGGAAAGGCAUCCUGGGAGAAAAGGGAGACAGAGGUGACCGUGGACCUAGGGGACUUUCAGGGUCUCCAGGCCCUGUUGGACCUGCUGGAGCUAAGGGAGAGCCUGGGAGUCCAGGAUCAGUGGGCCUACCUGGACCUGCUGGGCGUGGCUUACCUGGACCAAAGGGAGAUCCUGGGCCUACAGGACCAGCUGGACCUGUUGGAGAACCUGGAAUAGGAAUCAUUGGGCCAAAGGGUAACAAAGGAAAUACUGGACCUGUGGGGCCACCAGGGAUGAAGGGAGAUGGCUUCCCAGGACCACAGGGGCUGCCUGGCUUACCAGGAGUGCAAGGAGAGAUGGGACCUGAAGGGAAAGGACUACCCGGACCUAAGGGUGACAGAGGCUUGUCGGGGGUGCCGGGGUCAUCGGGUCCUCCUGGAAUUGGACUUUAUGGACCGAAGGGCUCUACAGGGCAGCCUGGUCCAGCAGGCCUGCUAGGGCCUCCAGGAGAAGGCAUCCAGGGACCAAAGGGAGAGCCUGGGUUUCAGGGGCCAUUGGGCCCUCGGGGGGCACCGGGGGAUGGCCUUCCAGGCGAGAAGGGUGACAGAGGUCUUUCUGGAGACCGGGGAAAGAAAGGAGACAAUGGAGACUAUGGAGAAACUGGAUCUACUGGACCGAUGGGGAGAGCCGGAGAAAAGGGAGAACCGGGGCUGACGAGAGAAGAGGUCAUCAGGAUUAUAAAGGAGAUCUGUGGCUGCGGUCUCAAGUGCAGAGAAAGCCCUCUGGAGCUGGUGUUUGUGAUAGACAGCUCUGCGAGCGUGGGACCGAAAAACUUUGAGCUGGUGAAGGACUUUGUGAACGCUCUCGUCGACCGGAUGGCGGUGAGCCGAGAAGCCACUCGGAUCGGCGUGGUGCUCUACAGCCACGUGGACAUGGUGGUAGUCAGUCUGCAGCAGCAGUCCAGCCAGGACGACGUCAAGGCCGCCGUCAGGAAGAUGCCUUACCUGGGCGAGGGCACCUUCACGGGUAGCGCCAUAGAUUCGGCAAACCAGCUGUUCCAGGCAUCGCGGCCCGGCGUGAGGAAAGUGGCCGUGGUUCUAACGGACGGGCAGGCCGACCCCCGAGACAUCGUGCAGUUUGAAGAAACUGCGAAGGAGGCCCACGCGGCGGGUAUCGAGAUGUUUGUGAUAGGAGUGGUGAACAAAACGGACCCUCUCUAUGAAGAUUUCCAGGCUCAGAUGGACGUUAUCGCCUCUGAUCCCGAUGACGUCUACCUCAUAGAUGACUUCAGGACGCUUCCCAGUCUGGAAAGCCAAAUACUGAGUCGGAUUUGCGAGCAGGAGGACAUGAGGGCAUUUCUACCAAACUCUGUCUUUACACCCGUGGAAAUCCACCCGGAGACUCCAGAAGACGACCGCUCUGAAGAGUUCCCAGUUGAGGAAAACAUACAAAUCGAACUCCCACUGGAGACAGCGACAGCCCCGACUCCACAGUCCCACGAGUCCGGUCGGGCCGACGAGAACCUGCUGGAUGCUAAACUGUUGGUGGAGCCGUGGAACGAGCUGCCAGACCUCACGCUGGUCUCUCCCGGCGGCAGGGGGCCGCACGGCCCCGGGGUGACCUCCGGGGUGGGGCCUCAGACUCCGAGUGGUGACUGGCUGUAUGAGGCUGAGAGCACACAGGCUCCGGUUAGCCCUCCUCCUCCUCCUCCACCCUUGACUGAGUCAUCGCUGCCAGACGAGGGCUGCAGUCUACCUCUGGACCCAGGUCCCUGUCGACAGUACACAGUCAAGUGGUACUACGACCCCGAGGCCAACGCCUGCGCCCAGUUCUGGUACGGAGGCUGUCAGGGCAACGCAAACAACUUUGAGACUGAAGCCAGCUGCAGGAACUCCUGUGUCUACACGUAACAAACUGUGUUGUGGAGAAAAAGGUUGCGUGCGAAGCCGACAUGCUUCCGUCGCCGUCACUGAGGAACAGAACAGACUGACACUCUGUGGACCGUUGCAGGUGAAGGAGAUGAUGGAGAGCAGACCUGGACCUCCUCACUCUCUCUCUCUCUCUCAGGCUACGUUCACACUGCAGGUGCUCCUGCUCAAUUUUGAACUGCUGCACAUGUACUAGCUAUCUGCUCCGGGAUUUAUACCUAUAAUAUAUAACUAGAAACCAAUACGAGCUGACAGGAUCAUCAAAAAGACUGCUUCAACGUCUAAUUCCAAAUCAUUUUAAUUUCACUUUUCUUUUGUUUAGUUGUCCUCCAGGCUAAAACAGGGACGUGUAUCUCAAAGGGACUUCAGCUCAGUCUGUUCGGGCCUAACAUUGGUGAUCCCGGGUUAACCAGCAUCACAAAGCAAGUUAUCAACUGGCUCCGUUGACUUGAGUUUUCCAGCUCCGAGCAUCAAGCCCCCACAUUCAAGUUCUUCAGUACCACGAGUGGACUUCCAAUAAUAUGACAAGAGAUAAACCACGAGGAGAAUUACACAAUAUACUGUUAUCACACAGCUUUAAUAGAAUAGCUGACGAACAAUGAGGAGGAUCCAAAUAUCAAAGUAAUUCUUAGGCUAUAAAUAACGUGAGGGAACGAUUUAAAGGACCAGUGUGUAGGAUUUAGUAGCAUCUAGUGUUGAGGUCUCUGUUAGUCAUCACUUUAUUGUUAAGUCCAUGAUCCUGUAGGACUUUCUGUAUGAUAUCUAUAUAUAAUCAAAUCAGACUUAUGCACACACACGGCAGUCCGACAGCGCCGGCUAACCUCGCUCUAUCAGUGGAAAUAUUGCUCAGUUAGCUAGCAACAUUUAGUCUGUAUAUACAGAUUUUAAUAUUCAGACUAUGUAUGAAACAGACAAUCACGGUUACGGAAGUUAAUCUCCUCUCCUUCUCUAAUGCCAGAGACUCCGACUCCGCGACUACUUCACUCAGAGCAGCUGUCAAUCAUGAUGUUACACCCCCUUUUUAUAGCAUGAAAUAAUAACUAAUUAAAUCUAGGGCUGUCAAUCGAUUAAAAUAUUUAA